Molecule: messenger RNA, 943 nt
Organism: Penicilliopsis zonata CBS 506.65
Lineage: Eukaryota; Fungi; Ascomycota; Eurotiomycetes; Eurotiales; Aspergillaceae
Exons: 2
Coding region: 54-884 (276 amino acids)
Source: RefSeq, a predicted model, not a curated record
CACCCAUUAAACAGUAAUUCAACCACCACACUUUAUCCCGUCAGAAACCCAAGAUGGAUCUCGUUGCUAGUGUCCGCAAGGAAGGCAGCCGCGGCGGCCGCGGCGACUUCAAAUGGUCCGAUGUCAAGGAUUCCGCACACCGAGAGAACUACCUAGGCCACUCGCUCAUGGCUCCUGUUGGUCGCUGGCAGCAGGGCCGGGAUCUAUCAUGGUAUUCCAAAGGGGAUGGACAGGAUGACGAGGAAAAGGCGCGAAGGGACCGAGAGGAGAUCCGGCGCGUCAAGGAAGCGGAACAAGAGGCCAUGGCCCGCGCGUUGGGUCUCCCAGUGCCGGAAAAGAGCGCUAGUGCAAACGCAAAUCUCACGCCGUUGGGAGGGAAUGAUGUUCGGAAGGCUCUGCAGGAUACGGUAAUCGAUAUGGAUGCUGAAGGUGCAGGAAGAGGUGUUGGAUUUGGUGGCUUCAGUGGCAUGCAAAGGGGGAAUAACAAUACGGAGGAGAGGCUGGAAGCUGCCGGUCUGGACUCGAACCAUGAGGCAACCAGGAACAGACGGGAUCGCAGUAGGAGUCCUAGACGGGAUCGGAGACGGGAUCACGGCCUCGAGCGGCCUCGAGAGGAACGCAAACAUCGUCGACACCAUGACGACCGCGAGAAGCAUCGCCGUCGUGAUCCCCACCACGACCACUACCGGAGCCAGAAGCGCAGGUCGAGGUCAAGGUCAAGGUCCCGGGAUAGGGACCAUCGGAGAAGAAGAUCGACAUCCCGAUCUAGGACAGAUGACAGGCGGAGGGAUCACGAACAUAGAAGCCAUCGUUCGGAUCGCGAUCAUGGCCGAGAACGAGACAGGAGGGAAAGAGAUGAUGGCCACAGCCGCAGGAAUCAAUAAUAAUGCUCUCUCUUUGGAAUUAAUUGCAUGGGCAAAAGGUGUAAUACUAUUUAGGGAUG